Molecule: messenger RNA, 2339 nt
Organism: Patiria miniata (bat star)
Lineage: Eukaryota; Metazoa; Echinodermata; Asteroidea; Valvatida; Asterinidae
Product: cytochrome P450 2U1-like
Exons: 5
Coding region: 11-1498 (495 amino acids)
Biological process (GO): xenobiotic metabolic process
Cellular component (GO): intracellular membrane-bounded organelle; cytoplasm
Molecular function (GO): heme binding; oxidoreductase activity, acting on paired donors, with incorporation or reduction of molecular oxygen, reduced flavin or flavoprotein as one donor, and incorporation of one atom of oxygen; iron ion binding
Source: RefSeq, a predicted model, not a curated record
CGCUGUAAUCAUGGACUGGAAUGACGUGUGGAUACCAGUGAACAUCCAGACUGGUAUCCUAGGACUCCUGAUCUUCACCGUGCUCGUCUGGUUUCUCCGCCGGCCGAAGAAGCUUCCUCCCGGCCCAUGGAGCUGGCCGCUGCUCGGUGCUUUACCCCAGUUGGCGAUGAUCGAGGGACCAGCCUAUAAGACCUUAACUAAGAUGGGUCAAAGGUUCGGCCCUGUGUUUAGCUUCAACAUCUUCAACCAGCUAGUUGUAGUUUUGCAGGACUAUGACGUUAUCAAGACAGCUCUGGAUCAAAACGCCCUCAGCGGGCGACCUUCAUUUGAAAUCAGUCAGCUGACGAUGCCCGGAAAAGGUGUCUUGAGUGCCUCCGGUGAACCCUGGUUGGAACUCAGGAAAUUUUCAUCAACAGUGCUUCGGAAAUUAGGAAUGGGGAAAUCCACCUUCGAACAGCAGAUUGCUACGGAGGCAACGUAUCUUCUAGAGGAGGUGCGAAAACAAGGGGACGAGAGUUUUGAUCCACGGAAUGUGAUCGAGAAUGCUGUUGCCAAUGUCAUUUGCUACCUGGUGUUUGGUAACAGAUUUGAAUACACCGACGAGCGGUUUAGGAGGCUUAUUGAUGCUAUAAAUAAGUCACUCGAGAACGGUGGUGUUGCAGGGGUGGUAGAAUUCCUUCCAAUCAUUUCCAAGCUAACCUUCCUUCCAGUCGUGAAGAGGCACAUCGAUAACAACCUGGCUUUCCAGAGGAUGAUGGGGGAUCUGCUGCGAGACCACGAGGAAGGCUACCAGCGCGGGAUCUCGCGUGAUUUCACCGACGCCUUUCGCAACGCCAUGGCGGAGAAAGAACACACGGGGGAGCAGACCUACUUGACACCGAACAACCUCUUCUACUCGGUAUCUGAGUUGUUUGGCGCUGGAAUGGAGACUACGACCAGCACCUUGCGCUGGGCUCUACUGUACAUGAUCGCCUACCCUGAAACACAGACCCGUGUCCAACAAGAAAUGGACAGAGUUGUGGGUCGCAACAGGCUACCUAGAUACACGGAUAGACCCAGUCUACCGUACACUCAGGCGGUACUCUGCGAGGUUCAGCGAGAACUCAUCGUACCCUACGCACUACCUCAUAAAUGCACUGAGGAUACGACUCUGUCCGGUUACCAUAUUCCAGAGGGCGCCAUCAUCCUAAUCAACCUGUGGCACAUUCUGCAUGACGCGGACGAAUGGGAAGAUCCGAUGCAGUUUCGGCCGGAGCGAUUCCUCGACAGCGAGGGCAGGUUGCUCCGCCGGGAAAAAUUCAUUCCCUUUGGAUUAGGUCGCCGGGUCUGCCUGGGCAAACACUUGGCCAAGAUGGAACUCUUCAUCGUGUUCACGUCACUCCUGCAUCAGUUCACUUUCAAGCCGCCAGAGGGCGUCGUUGCGUCCUUGGAUGCCAACGAUGGAGGCAUUACGCAUGCGCCGGUUGCUUACACAUUGAUCGCUGCACCACGAGACUAAAGCACUGAUCUUCAUGUUCAAAAAAUGUUCUAAAUAUCUUUAAAAAAGUAUUAACAACUCCUAAUUUCAACACAAUCUUUGCCUAUUUUAUUAAUGUAUACAGUUUUGAAUUAUAAAAAUUCGUUUGUGACUUAAAAAAGUGUUAUAUUCUGUUCAGAUUUUUUUUCGGGGGUGGUUUGGUGGGAGUGGUUGUACCUGUAUAACCACUCAAAAUUAUUUGAAUUGAGAGAUUUGGAAACAGCGUGUACAUGCAGUGCGCAAUGGUUAGUGAGCUUCCCAGAUAUUUAAACAUGUACAAAAUGGACUAAAGAAUACAAACCAUUUGCGAAGCUGUGGUUAUGCAAACGGCUACGGGUCAUCGCAAUGGACCCCUUUCUUCAUCCAAAAUUAAACAUCACAGGCAAAAAGUAAAAAAAAAAAUUGGGAAUGCAAGUUUACUAAAUUCCUUAAAACAGAUGAAAGUUAUUACAUUAACAGAAAUUUAUCUUAUUAUGAAAGGAACAAUCCUUUCCGGCAUAACAGACAGACAUGCAGACAGACACACACAUAUACACAGAGAUUCCCGGAUUUAUAGUUAGAUUUUACAAUGUCAGUGAACUAUAAACAGAAUUUAAAUAUUCAAAAAAAAAAAUGAAAAGGCUAAAGUUCCUAAAUUUAUUCUCCGAUUGAAGACUUUUGAGACGUUGGUGGCAGCAAACACAGGUCCUUUUUUCCCCAUUGUUUGUGUUAUAUUGAGCAUGCAUGAUUUAGCUUAAACAUGACGUAAACAAUAGACCUUUCUGCGCGUGGUUGGCAAACUGCAUUUUUGCCAGUCACGGCCUGCAAAACUAUGGAAGGUCCA